Argentina anserina (silverweed cinquefoil) is the source of this 996-nucleotide messenger RNA. RefSeq names its product probable carboxylesterase SOBER1-like. Gene Ontology annotation, cellular component: cytoplasm. The coding region runs from base 92 to 733 and encodes 213 amino acids. NCBI's taxonomy places the organism in Eukaryota, Viridiplantae, Streptophyta, Magnoliopsida, Rosales, Rosaceae. The transcript has 6 exons. The record is from RefSeq and is a predicted model, not a curated record. Gene Ontology annotation, molecular function: carboxylic ester hydrolase activity; palmitoyl-(protein) hydrolase activity. Gene Ontology annotation, biological process: protein depalmitoylation.
CCAAAACCUCGUUCUUAUCGCCACCGUCAGUCGCACCGUUUUGUUCAUACUACUCUCCCGGCCAAACCAUUCUCCGAGACCAGACACGUCGAUGGCUCGCAGCUUUGUUCUGUGGCUUCAUGGGUCGGGCGAGUCGGGCCCAGCUAACGAGCCCAUCAAGACCCUCUUCACUUCCCCGGAGUUCAGGAACACCAUUUGGUCCUUCCCAUCUGCUCCCUCAAUCCCAGUCUCAUGCAACGGCGGUGCUGUGAUGCCUUCAUGGUUUGACACUCACGAGAUUCCUAUAACAGCCAAUUCUCCAAAUGAUGAAAGUGGUCUUCUCAAAGCAGUUAGGAACGUGCAUAAGAUAAUAGACAAUGAGAUAGCUGCUGGCACCAAUCCUAAAAAUGUGUUUGUGUGUGGAUUCAGUCAAGGAGGUGCCUUGACAUUGGCAAGUGUUCUGUUCUACCCUAAAACACUAGGAGGUGCUGCAGUCUUUAGUGGAUGGCUUCCUUUCAAUUCAUCUAUGGUUCAACAGAUCACCGCAGAGGCAAAAAGGACACCUAUUUUGUGGUCUCAUGGAAUUGCUGACGAAAUCGUAAUGUUCGAAGCUGGACAAGCAGGUCCUCCUUUCCUCGAACAAGCUGGUGUCAGCUGUGAAUUCAAGGCUUAUCCAGGUCUUGACCAUUCCAUAAGCAACGAUGAGCUAAAGCACCUGGAGUCAUGGAUCAAAACUCGUCUAAAUGGUUCUUGAACAUCCGUAGGGAGUAAUCAUUACAACUGAAAGAAUGUAACAGUCCAGUUUAUCAUUUUAGUCGGGUAAUGUGACUAAUGUCAUAUUGAUGUUCUACCCUUUUGCUUAUCUGAAAUGAGCACUCUCUUGAAUCUGAUUAUGCGAGGAAGGCUAUAUAAGUAGCCUUUCAUGGUUACCCUGUUUUGCUCCGUCAAUCAUUGUCGUUAUCUGAACUUCCUUUUGUGCAAACCGUUCACUGUUUGAAGUUAGCAUAGUAUUUAUAA